This is a messenger RNA of Alosa alosa (allis shad), 6338 nucleotides long. RefSeq names its product PHD finger protein 8 (gene phf8). Gene Ontology annotation, biological process: protein demethylation; regulation of transcription by RNA polymerase II. The transcript has 22 exons. The coding region runs from base 560 to 3640 and encodes 1026 amino acids. The record is from RefSeq and is a predicted model, not a curated record. Lineage: Eukaryota; Metazoa; Chordata; Actinopteri; Clupeiformes; Clupeidae. Gene Ontology annotation, molecular function: histone demethylase activity; transcription coregulator activity.
GCAUCCAAUGAAAACGAACUUUAUUGUUCACAGAACUGUAGACAGUGGUCGCUCCGCGGAUGGAUUGAAAUGGCACAGCUGCACUACGAGUCUUUAUGUCAGAAUUGUUUUAGAAUUCGCAUUUUCAGGCUGAUUUGUUUUACUUCUAGGAUAACACAUUGAGGAAUGAUUUGUUUUUCCUGUAUAUUCACAAGCAGUAAUGUAAGAUAAACGGUUAAUAACAAAUACUUGCGAUUAGAAAUAGGCCGCUUUGAGCCUCGGGUUUUCGUACGAAUUCCCACCGCCAUGGAACUCUUGGCUCUGGCGCAGCCUGUGACAAUUUGCAAUCGGUGUCACAUCAUUUGUUAGUUAACACAGUGCCUCAGGUGAGUCCUGAAUUUCUCUUUGACGUCUCAGGUCAUCAGCUGGAGGAAGUCCACUGUUGCCACAAAAUCUUCAGAAUCCUGCUUGGUGACCUGCUAAUUGUGCAUUUGCACAAAUCCAGAACUCGCAGUUCAGUUUGCUUUGAGAUUACAGCAGUCUGUGAACAGAACACCAGAAUAUUAUCCACGGAGUCAGCAUGGCUUCAGUUCCUGUAUACUGCUUGUGCCGACUUCCCUAUGAUGUGACACGCUUCAUGAUUGAGUGUGAUGUUUGUCAAGACUGGUUUCAUGGAAGUUGUGUUGGUGUAGAGGAGGACAAGGCUGCAGAGAUUGACCUCUAUCAUUGUCCCAAUUGUCAGGUUUCACAUGGCCCCUCUGUCAUGCGUAAGCGACGUGGGGCUCACAAGUCAGAUGUAGGCGGUGGAGUGAGGGAUCCAAGCCGACCAGUGAAGACUGGCAGCGCCCAGUUUGUGAGGGAGUUACGUAGCCGCACGUUCCCAAAUGCGGACGAGAUCCUCCUGAAGCCGACUGGGGCCCAGCUCACAGUGGAGUUUCUGGAGGAGCAUUCCUUCAGUGUCCCUGUCAUGGUCCUGAGGAGGGAUGGCCUGGGCAUGAGCCUGCCCCCAUCAUCUUUUGCUGUCAGUGAUGUGGCGCACUACAUUGGUGGUGACAAGGAGAUUGAUGUGAUUGAUGUUUGCCGCCAAGCUGACCUAAAGAUGAGACUUGGGGAUUUUGUUGAGUACUACAACAGCCCCAACAGAGACCGAGUGCUCAAUGUGAUCAGCCUUGAGUUCUCAGAAACCAAGUUGUCUAACCUGGUAGAAACCCCAAAGAUAGUAAGGAAGUUGUCGUGGGUGGAAAACUUGUGGCCUGAAGAGUCUGUGUUUGAAAGGCCCAACGUGCAGAAGUACUGCUUGAUGGGUGUGAAGGACAGCUACACAGACUUCCACAUUGACUUUGGAGGAACCUCUGUGUGGUAUCAUGUUCUACGAGGUGAGAAGAUCUUCUACCUAAUCCGUCCCACCCCUGCCAACCUGGCCCUGUUUGAGCGCUGGAGCUCGUCGUCCAAUCAGAAUGAGAUGUUCUUUGGCGAUCAGGUGGACAUGUGCUACAGGUGCUCUGUCAAGCAAGGAAACACGCUCUUCAUUCCAACAGGAUGGAUCCAUUCUGUUCUCACACCUGUUGACUGCCUUGCUUUUGGGGGCAAUUUCCUUCACAGCCUCAACAUUGACAUGCAGCUUCGUGCGUACGAAAUUGAAAAAAGGCUGAGCACUGCAGACCUGUUCAGAUUCCCCAAUUUUGAGACCGUUUGCUGGUAUGUUGGCAAACAUCUUCUGGAUACAUUCAGAGGUUUGAGAGAGAACAGACGUCAUCCUGCCAGUUAUCUGGUCCAUGGAGCCAAAUCUUUGAAUAACGCCUUCCGGACCUGGACACGUAAAGAGUCACUGACUGAGCAUGAAGAUGAAAUCCCAGAGACCAUAAAAACGCAGCAGCUGGUUAAAGACUUGGCAAAAGAGAUUCGACUGGUUGAGGAUAUCUUCCAGCAAAACCUGGGUCGUGGUGGAGUCCCGUAUCCUGGCCCACCGGGUUUCCAGACACCUCACCCCAAAGCCCAGGUAUCCUCCCCUCCGAACUCGGGGCGCCCCCCAGGUAAGAAGAGAGGUCCUAAACCCAAAGACAUGCCCAUGGGAGGAGGCGUGAGUUCCCCAAGUCCCAAGAAGAAGAGCCUGAAGAAGGAGAUCAAGACGGAGGCAGGAGAGCUGGACCUUCUGGAGAUUCACACCAAACACACGCUCAAGAAGUUUCAACCCGGAAAUAAAGCCAAGAGCAAGAACAAGUUGGAGCUGCCUUCAGCCUGUCUGGAUGACUUUGAGGGCAAACUGAACAAGAGCAAGCUGAAGCUGGUGCUGACCAAUGGCAAAUUAGGGAAGAAGGGAGGUCGAGGGGCGAGCUCGAACGGAGACAAGCGUGUCUCCCAGUUCCAGCCGCUGCUGCCCAGCUCGGCUCUGUCCGACAUGGACUCCGAGGACGAGCUGCAGAUAGACGAGUCACCGCCCCCUCGUCGCAAAGCAACCCCCAACAAAAAGAAACUAGCGGCUGUGGGACUUCCCAGGAAACUCCCGCGGGCUAAGCCUUGCUCAGACCCUCAUCGUGUGCGUGAGCCUGGGGAGGUGGACUUCGAUAUCGAGGAGGACUACACUACGGAUGAGGAGACUCUAACAAUGCAGGCAAUGAAGGGUGGAGCUGGGGGGAUCCUGGACCUACUCAAGGCCAGCAAACAGGUGGCUGGCCUGGACUCUGCUCUCAGUGAGGAGGCUCCUGCCUCUCCCAGCACAAGAGAUGCCAUUCAGGGCAUGCUGUCCAUGGCCAACCCUCCCUCCUCUUCCUCCUCCUCAUCGUCGUCAUCCUCUCCUCUCUCUGUGUCCGGCGGAGCCGCCGAGGGAAUGCUGAAGGAGAGGGGCCGGGCCACCUGGGUUGCGGGUCCCAAGAAGAGCGACAAGAAGGCUGUGGUCCAGCGGCCAGGGAAGCGCCCAAUCAAGCGCCCGGCCCGUCACCUCAGCGACGACGACAGCCCUGACGAGCAGGAGACUCUGGGGACUUGUUUUAAGGACUCCGAAUAUGUGUACCCCUCCCUGGAGUCUGAUGAGGAGGACCAUGCCUCAAAAGCAAAGAUGAAAAGGAAGAGGAAUUGGGACGAUUCGCCCUGGAGUCCAAAAGCCCGUGUGACCCCAACACUGCCCAAGCAGGAGAGGCCGGUUCGAGAGGGAGUGAGGGUGGCGUCUGUGGAGACCGGUUUGGCGGCUGCUGCUGCCAAGCUGGCACAACAGGAGCAUCAGAAGACCACCAAGCGGAAAUACACCAAAAAGCGCCCGUCUGCCCCACCGCCACCUCUGCCCCAGGCCGAGCUGGCUCCCCCGUCGCCCCUGAUGCCCAGUGAGCCCCCGCCCGAGGCCGUGCAGGAGGAGCGCAGGCUAGAGGCGUACUCGGCCAGCCUCCUGGACCACGAGUACACGGCGGGACCUGGCCCCUUUGGCCCCGGGGGGCCAAGAGGAAGUGCCGCCAUGGCGCCGGGAGUCUUCCUCACGUCCAGAAGGCCCUCACUGUCUCCACAGAACAGCAGCAGCUACUCACCCUCUGCCCCAUCCCCGGCUGGCCAGACCAGCCCUGGGGCUUCUGGAGGAGGACAAGGGAAGCGUCCAAAGAAAGGACUUGCCACGGCCAAGCAGCGGCUUGGGAAAAUCCUGAAAAUCCAUCGGAACGGCAAGCUGCUCCUGUGAGAGGGGAAGCUGCCACAUGAGAUGGAACCAGACAGUGGAAGAUGGGAGGCUGAGAGGAUAAGAGAGGAGAGAGAGAGAGAGAGACAGGAAAGGACAAAAGGAGGGCGGGCAGAUUUAAAACAGGAGGAUGGAGCGAAGCAGUGAUGCCCAGUUCCACUUCAGCUGUGGUGAACAAAAAAACAGAAAUGUACAUUAUUUUGCCUGAAAGAGGCUGUGACUGUAAACGGUUGGGAGAGGAGACUGCAAGCUGAGCAGAGCGUCGCUGGUAUGAAGCAUGAGACUGAGUGACUGAUGUUCCGUAUUUGUACAUUUCUAUGUCAUCCAUGACUCAUUCCUCAAAUCUUUCAGUGCUCACAUUUUUAUCAUAAGCAACAUCCCAUUGGUUUUUGAUAAGGGGGGUUGGGGGGGUGUAUUUAAGAUAGAGAAUUGAACUCAUCUGACACCUAACCUAUCAUGACUUGAGUGAGUUCAUAUGUAGAAAAGCUUUUAUGUAAUGAUUUUAUAUCUUUUGAGGAUUCAAUUCAAUCUGAAUUGUGUGUGUUUGCACACCAUGUGUUUGCGCACCAUGUGUUUGCGCACCGUGUGUGUGUGUGUGUGUGUGUGUGUGUGGAGCUAAAGCAAAAGGCUUACAUCUAGCCUCUUUUGAGUUCUGUGUUUUUAUAUGUGGAACAGUUACAGCACACAUAAGAUGAGGGAUUUCAGUGCUAACAAGGGAAAUAACCAUCACUGUUUCAAAAUAAGAGACUGUUUUCCUUAUAAAGGAAAAACUGUUCUAAUCUAGCCCUGAUCCCUUCUAACCUACCCCACCCCACUCCACUCCUGCAAAUGUUUGUAUAAUAACAUUUUUGUAUAGCAUUAUCAUUGCAGUGACCUAGUCUGUGUGAAAUGUACGAAAUUUAGUUUUUUUUUUUUUACUUUACAUGUGUACACAUGCCCUUCCUCCUCCAUAUGAAUCCCCUCCACUCAUCUUUUUAGUGAUUAUGCUUGUCUGAAUUCUGUUGUAUUAUAAUGUUAUAAGUGUUUGUUUCAAGAGCUCCCUCUUAGACCCAAGUAACUGUAGAUAUCCAAACCCUGUGUACUUAAUCCGCUUGGCCAGCUUGUUUAUUAAUGUUGCAAUGCAGUCUUUUAAAACUCAUUUAAGAAUGUGUGUGUUUCUAGGUGUCUAUAUUUUUUUAGUUGUCCAGUCACCCAGGAUAGGCAGUAGGAUGCCCUUAUGCGAGGAGACUGGCUUUAGAUCUGUCCUGUCUGCCUUCAUGAAAUUGUGUAGUCCACAAAAGCUUGAUAAACUGUACUGACGAACAAGUAAAUAAAGGAGAUGUUCUUCAGGUUAGGAAUGGCAGUGUUUUUAGAUGGAGGAACAUUAAUGGUUAAGCUUAGGAGAGUUCAUACAUGUCAUUGUAUAUAAUUGUUGUAAUUUUAUUUUCAUAGUUUUAAACAAAUCUUUGUUGCAUCACAAACCUUCUUGAUAACAUGACUUCUGUAAAAAAAAUACAUAAUUGGUUGGGAAAUGUAAGAAAUAGUUGUUUAGUUGUUAUUAUUUGUAUGUGGUAAUUAUUAUUUUUAGUUGGUCUUGUUUAUUGGUAAUAUUGUAACAAUGAAGUUAAUGUAUUCAAAAGCGCAGUCCUUUGCUACUGUUCAUUUUGCUAUCUUUUCUUUUAGUAAUUAAUAUUAAUAACUGUUGUCAAAAUAUUUGUUGGGUAUUUUUUUAAAGAUAUUUGGUCCAGAUGGCUUAGAUAUAACAUUUUUAAACAAAGUAAUUCAUGAUUUUUGCUGUACCAUUAUGCGUUGAAUGAAAUGCUUUCACGUUCACACAAAAAAGAGCUAUCAAGAAUCCCUUUCUCACAUAUACGAAUGUAAUGAUGUCAAUCACAAGCACCACUAAACAUUCAAAAGUUCUACAUUUUUUUCAUUUGUAAGACCUAUAUUAUUGUUGACUGUCCAGCGAUAGACCUACAGUAGAUUGAGUCUAGUUGGGGCCCUAUAAUUCAGUAUGGCAAAUUGAAGAGGUCAUAUUUGUCUCAGUUGGAUGUUACCUUUCAGAUGGUACUGGUGACUUCCAUAAAGAAAUUAUUUUUUUGAGGUCAGCAAAAAUGUAUUAUUAGUGCAUCAGUUUUAUUGUCAAUAUUUGUCAGUUUGUUGCUUUUCAGGCCUGUGAACCACUGUACUUAUUGGUCUUUUAGAGACUUAUGAUACUUAAAUUUAGAGUGUAUGGUGGCAUACAUCUCCAUUCUCAAGAAAUGGUCAUGAUUGCUGAGUGAAAUUCACAUCAAGGAUCACAAAAUUGUAUUCAACUCUCAAUUGCCCAUACUACAGUGUAGCAUUGUCAUUUAUUAUCUACCAAAAUGUUUUAAAUGCCAUGCUUUUCUUUGACGUUUUUCAAUUUCUAAAUGACUCCUUUCCCACAUUCUUUUCAGAUCUCAUUGUCAUGCAUUUGAUCAUUUCUGUGCUCAAAGUUUUUUUUCCUUUUGUUUAUAUAAAUUAGUGUGGUUCACACAAUUCCUCUCAGGGUUUAUUUUGUAUUGAUUAUGAAUUUGUUGUUACUACAUUAAUGAGCACCUACAAAUGUCACUCAGUUCACUCCAAAUCUGCUUUUGCAUAUCAUACUUAAAGAGUCCCAUACAUAAACCAUCCCCUGGUUUUUGGAAGUUUAGAAUGGAUUUUUCAAUUACACUCAAUUAAAGCAUAUUUUUUAAAGUUA